Perca fluviatilis (European perch) is the source of this 5283-nucleotide messenger RNA. RefSeq names its product RNA binding fox-1 homolog 1 (gene rbfox1). The coding region runs from base 276 to 1433 and encodes 385 amino acids. NCBI's taxonomy places the organism in Eukaryota, Metazoa, Chordata, Actinopteri, Perciformes, Percidae. Gene Ontology annotation, biological process: regulation of alternative mRNA splicing, via spliceosome; nervous system development. The transcript is spliced from 12 exons. Gene Ontology annotation, cellular component: cytoplasm; nucleus. Gene Ontology annotation, molecular function: mRNA binding. The record is from RefSeq and is a predicted model, not a curated record.
CACUGAAACACUUGCGCAUAGUGAAGUACACACUCUGAGAAGUGGUGGCUAAGCAGGAUUUUACACAAAAGGAGUGGAGAGCAAGAAAGAGAAGUCAAAGGGAAACUAAAAACGGGUCAGAGACAUCUUCCCGAUCCAAGAACAGUUGUCCCAGAUUGACUGUGAUGGUGAGCUGGUGAUCGAGGGAUACGCAAUAGGUUGCACAACUUGUGUUUAAAGUAAAGGAGGAGUCUGUUUCGCUGCUGCAGGGGAAGGCACUCAGCUGUCCAGUCGUUAUGAUGAUGUAUCUGUGGGGUAACCAGGACACACCGGCACCCCCGGACCCAUCCAUGGCCCAGGCUUACCCAUCAGCCCAGUUUGCCCCCCCUCCCCAGAACGGCAUUCCAGCUGAGUUCACAGCUUCACACCCCCAUCCACAUCCACACUCCCACCCACAUCCACACCAGCACCCAGCAGCACCACAGGACUACGCUGGGGUCCAGGCCUCCGUCAGUGAGCAUCCACUCAACAUGUACCAGUCCUCACAGAGCCACAGCGAGCAGAGCGGGUCAGACUCUCUCAGUCAGACGGUCACCGGCACAGCCACACAGACAGAUGAUGCAGCCCAGACGGACAUUCAGCCACCAACACAGACCUUACCUGAAAGCACAGACAGCAAGGCCCAGCCCAAGAGACUUCAUGUCUCAAACAUCCCCUUCAGGUUUAGAGACCCAGACCUCAGGCAAAUGUUCGGCCAAUUUGGCAAAAUCUUAGACGUCGAAAUCAUCUUCAACGAGCGUGGUUCCAAGGGUUUUGGGUUCGUAACGUUCGAGCAUAGCGUGGACGCCGACAGGGCCAGAGAGAAAUUACACGGCACCGUGGUAGAAGGCCGUAAAAUAGAGGUCAACAAUGCAACAGCCCGAGUAAUGACAAAUAAGAAGACUGUCAACCCAUAUGCAAAUGGCUGGAAGUUAAAUCCAGUGGUCAGCGCUGUCUACAGCCCAGAAUUCUAUGCAGUACCAGGUUUUCCCUACCCAACAGCCAGUGCAGCAGCAGCGUACAGAGGAGCCCACCUAAGAGGCCGAGGACGGACCGUGUACAACACAUUCAGGGCGGCGGCUCCGCCUCCCCACAUUCCAGCUUACGGAGGUGUUGUUUACCAGGAUGGAUUUUAUGGUGCAGAUAUUUAUGGUGGUUACGCUGCCUACAGAUAUGCCCAGCCUACUGCUGCCACAGCUGCUGCAUACAGUGACAGUUACGGACGAGUAUAUGCUGCCGACCCCUACAACCACACACUCACUCCAGCAGCCACAUACAGCGUUGGUGCCAUGAACGCGUUCACCCCACUGACAGAUGCGAAAACUCGGAGCCAUGCCGACGACGUGGGGCUAGUGCUGUCCUCUCUCCAGGCUAGUAUAUACCGGGGAGGCUACAGCCGCUUUGCACCCUAUUAGCAACACCUGCAACCCAUACUCAACCUUCCAACCGGACAGAAAGAAAGUGUGCGUGCGAGCGAGUGUGUGGGCGAAUGAAAAACAACGGCGAGAAUGAGUUAUCCGAGGAGAGACGUUACCGAGGCCUGGGUAUUGCAAUACAUGCAGUUUGUGGAUCAUUUCAGCAUCUCCUAAGAGAGAAGUACAGAAAAACAAAAGAAUACAACGACAGCUGAUAUUUUUCAUCUUAUACCUCAGAUAUUUUGUGCUGUGUAUUUUGAUAUUGUGGGUUUUUAAUUUCUAAAGAUUUAAACCUAGAUUAUCAGCUGUAGAGGUUUUUUCCAUGGUACUAAUAGAGAGCUGCUAGAGUAAUGAUUAGGACACGAAUGAAAUAUUUAUCAGAUUUCAAAUUGUUAGGGCUUGUAUAGAACUCCAACCCUGUAAGAUAGGUCAUAGUCACACUUUGGGGUUUUUAUGUUUUGUAAGAGUGUUAAAGUGACUAUGCUAGUCAGUGUUGUUGUUUUUCUUGUCUCAGCUUCCUUUGGCACUUCCUCUGUCCGUUUAGCAAUGAUAGCUUUUUAGUUUUCCCUUUGGUUUGGCAGGAAGUAAAGAAGCCGUGGGAAACACGAAGAUAGUCUCUGAACCGGAAGAGAAGCUGAGAACAGCCAUUAUUGCUAUUCCAUCAUCUUGACAUGUCAACUUUUGUUAUUUCUUACCUUAAGAAAAAGCUGUUUAACUUGUGACUGCAACUUUACUAUUAUAUGUUUAGAGUUAUUUCGCCAAAACCAAGAUAAUACUUCUUUCCCAAGACAAAAUCCUAUGUAGUGCCUGCAUAGUCAUGAAAACUGCAUGUAUUGUAGCCCAACUGCAUUGAGUGCAACAUGUGGUUUUCUCGUUUUGUAACAUAUAAAAUAGCAGUGCAUUCAAAAGGAAAUAAAAUGGUCGUUUAAGUUUGACUUUGUAUCUCAUAAUUACAAAAUCCCAUCUCUGUUUCAAACAUGAGCAUUAUCCAACGACAUUCAAAGUCAAUUCAAUUGGGUUAAAUUCAGAUUGGCCCGUCGUGCAUGUUGUUUAGCCUGGAAAUAGAUGUUGGAAAGUCAACUGUGAUUAGUCUUGUCUGAUUUGGUCUGAAUAUAGGAUGGCAGCAACUUGAGACCAAGCUGAUUCUAUAGCAGUGCAAUCUAAUGAAACCGCUAGUCGCGUAACUUUGAUAUCUUUUAACCUGAACCCUAUUUUCCUAUGUUUUUUUUAUGUCUAAGUGACUAGUGGGAACAAUUUUUUUUUUUUUUAAUUGGUCCAGUACAAAGCAAGACCGCUGCAGCGGCGAAACAAGCUACAAUGUAAUGUUAAUGGGCAAUUGCGCACCUUCAAUUUCCGUCCACUAAAAGUGCUGUUUUUGCCACUGACAUUCUCUAAGUGUCUGACAACAUUAUGAAAAUGAUUCCUGCAGAGAUAGACCUUUCCGUUUAAGAGUAAGAUCCGUUUUGUUUAACAUGUAACAGUCCCCAAAAAAAUUGUGAGUUUGGACGAUUUCUGAGCUGUUUCUGGUUAAACAAAACCAAUCUUACUCUUUAACAAAAAGGUCUAUGUCUGUUGGGAUCCUUUGCAUAAUGUUGUUUGACAAUUAUAACAAUCUGAGCCUGUCAGUGGCAAAAACAGAACUUUUAGUGGAUGAAAAUUUGCCCUAUAGGGUUACAUUGCAGCUCAGUUCACAGCUGCGGUUACAGCGUUCUCGCUCAAUACUGGACCAAUUCCAGAGGUCUUUGUUCACAUUAGUCACUUAGACACCACUGAAUGUUGAAACAUGCCUAAAUUACCCUUAAACAUCUUACUGCACAACUAUUACACUCCACACAUCCAACACACUCACACAGCACACUCCAACAGCAAAACGUAGCUGUUGAUUUUAUGCAAAACCUCAAUGUGCCCGAUUAGCACAGCAACUCACAACAUCAGUUCAUAUGGCCACAUUGAUUAGACAGUCUAACAAUAAUUACUCAAGGUGAACAUCUCGUAAUUAUAAGAUACUAAGUCAUAACUACAAGAUGAGUUCUCCAGUUUUUUUGGGUUUUUUUAUCCUUUGGUGAUAAUGCGUUUUCAUGUUUGAUGUUUCUAUAGUUCUGACAAAAAUGCAACAAGUUUCUCUAAUAAGGGCAUUUCUGCUUUUUCAUAAGUUAUCGUGAGGUAAUGGGGUAAUCGAGUCACAAUUGCUUUAUAAAAAAAAAAUACAACUACAGCAAGUAUUAGCAGUCACAGCUGCUCUGAGCUUCCUGAGAUAGUCAAAGUGUAGUUUAGUUUACUUUGUAGGGAGAGAAUGGUGUGAGUCAGCACCUUAUUCAGCCUGUAUGUUUAUUGACUGAAUAAUGUGGUUAUGUCUUACAUCACUUCAAGCCAAAGCUUCUGACGGACAUAUCAGGCGUGUUAAUGUGUAUAGUAAAGAUUCUACAUAGAUAUGAGAUGAGAAAAAAAGACUUGCCAUGGCAACCAAACUGUUCAACCAUUUCAUUGCGUUGCCCACAUGCUGUGAUAUGAAAAAUAUUAGGGCCACAUAAAAAAAAAAAAAGAUUUGGUAAUAUGACUUAGGAUAAUUGCAGAAUUCUAAGGAAAAAGUCAGGAUCCUGGGGAAGAAAGUCAAACUUGAUCAUAGAAUUCAAACUUAGGAUCCUAAGAUGAACUGUUCUGUGGCACUAAUCCUCUUCCGUACUGAGUAGUGUUGGCAUCCAGAAGUAGAUGUUUUUUUAUAUACACUUCCAAUAUAUUCAUUGGUAUAAUUGAUGAUUUUUAUAUAUCAGGAGAGAUUUAAAAAAUUAUAUAUAUAGCAGUGGCCAAAGCCACUGUGCCUAUUUUAUCUCUUUGUUAAUUUUGUUUUGCCUUGAUUUUUGUUAAGUUUUUUUCAUUAUUAAAAUUGAAGGGUAUACAAUACAGUACAAUAAUCCAACAAUGUAUUAUAUUUGAACUGUGCAGUGAAGAUGUUCUCUUAUAUGAAAUACACAAUAGUAUCAUGUUUUAGAUUUAGAAGAGUAGAAGAGUUGUUAGGGCGAGCUAUCUCAUUUUCUAUCAAAUCAUAUUCUGAUUUUUAUUAACUCUUUACAAAUAAUGUAAUCACAAUGUAGAUACUCGCAUUCAUCAAUAUUUUUUGUCAACUGUACCAUUUUGCACAUGCAACUCGUCAUUUUCAGAUAAAACCUUAGACAUAUCAGUGCUGUAGUUGUAAUUUAUUUUUAAAAAUUUUUUUUUAUAUCAGUUCUGUAUUUUCUGAUUCCUUCUCUUUUACUCUCAUGUCCUUCUUAAUGUAACAUCCUUUCUGUUAUUUUGAACCUUUACUAAAAUUAACUGUUUGAAUAUUAUAAUACUAAAUAAAUAUGAGAAAUAAAUGAUUUGUGAACAGGCUAAUCUACAGUAUGAUGUAAAUAGAACUUAAUGGAAUAAAUUUUGCAGUGUAUUUGAAAAGCACUACAUGGGCAACAGGAGCUCUGCUACGGCUGCAUUGCAAGCCAGCCUACGGGCCGCUUCCUGUGCCACAUUCUGUUUACAGCUAAUCCCAAUUAGUCGUGUUGUUACAUAUCUCCCUUUUUUUGUAUUUAUAACUAAUUAGAUAGGGACAACUCUCAGAUGCAUCACAUAAAAAAAAAAAAAAAAGGCAGCAGUAAGAGCUCCGGGGCCGCUCUGUGUCCGUGUGUGUCCAUCAGAAACUGGACAACUCGUAGUCCUCACUAUGCUGAAUGUCUGACUCCGCAACCACUUUAUACAAGCUCUGCUUCCAGUAGGUGUUGUGGUUCAAAACAAGGCUUCCUACCUAGUCAUUGUAUGUGCAUGUAGUAUGGUUCUUCCACAAAUCAAUAACCAUCAAUAAAGUUUUGUUUUCUCAAGA